AUGAAUCAUAAGCAGGUAGGUUUAUUUAUUAUUUAAAUGGAAAAAACUUUCUUUACAAGCAUAAAAUGGUAAAAACUUUCUUUACAAAACUAAAAGUGGAAAACAAUUUCUUUACAAAACGAAAAAUUGCAAAAACUUUCUUUACAAAACGAAAAAUUGCAAGAACUUUCUUUAAGAAACUAAAAAUGGCAAGAACUUUCUUUAAAAAACCAAAAAUGGCAAGAACUUUCUUUAAAAAACAAAAAAUUGCAAAAACUUUCUUUACAAAACGAAAAAUUGCAAGAACUUUCUUUACAAAACUAAAAAUGGCAAGAACUUUCUUUACAAAACCAAAAAUGGCAAGAACUUUCUUUAAAAAACAAAAAAUUGCAAGAACUUUCUUUACAAAACGAAAAAUUACAAGAACUUUCUUUCCAAAAAAUCUAACUUUUCAAAUUUCAGAUACUAACCCUCCAACGCCAUCACGUACUAACCGGCAUCCCAGCUCAGCUGUCGACUCGUCGUGACCAACUUCAUCGUCUUCAACGUCUUAUCAAUGAAGAACAAGACCUGCUUUGUGAUGCUGUCUACAAGGAUCUUCGCCGUACUCAACCACACACCAAGUUUCUCGAGAUUAACAUGGCAUUAAACGAAAUCAGCGUUUGUCUUCAGCAUCUGAACGAAUGGGCCAAGCCCGAGUACGUGGAGAAGGGACCAGCCCAGAUUUUGGACUCGGCUAUGGUAAUCAAGGACCCAUAUGGAUGUUGUCUUCUUAUAGCACCUUGGAACUACCCGUUAUUAAUGGUGUUUUUGCCUUUGGCUACUAUGCUUGCUGCUGGUAAGGAUUUUUCUGGAAAGGAAGGGGAGGGAGUUAAAAACUUUUUUCUGACAUUAGUUGUACUAGUAGUACCAAAAAAGUGUAUUAACCAUAAGUUUUGUCAAAGAUUUUUAAAUUGUGUGGUUUUUAACGUAAAAUUACUGUAGUACUAUUUCUAAACUUUUUUUGAUACCAGUAGUACCAGUGGUACCAAACAGAGUACUAAACACAAUUUCAUCAAAUUAUGCUUAAAAUGAAAGAUAUUGAUUGAAAUUAGUAUUGCAAUUAAUAUUUCAAGCAUUCUUUUUAACAAAAUUUAUUAUUUUAGGUAAUACAGUAGUGAUAAAGCCAUCAGAAGUGUCACCAAAUGUGGCCGAAGCCCUGCAAGCGGCUUUCACCAAACAUUUCGAUCCAAAGCAAGUCGCUGUUGUCUUGGCCGAUGUAAAAGGGACUCAAGAGCUACUAAAAGAACGAUUUGAUUUGAUUUUGUACACUGGCAGCACGGCGGUUGGACGAGUCAUCAUGAAGGCGGCUGCCGAACAUCUAACUCCAGUGGUACUGGAGCUGGGUGGGAAAUGGUAUGGUUUUUAUUUUUAUUGUUAUUUUAGUACUGUUUUUGGCAAAAAAUGGAGAUUUUAAACGGUUUUUAUAAAAUUUAUGUUUUGGUACUACUGGUUCACUUGUGGUUGAUUAUCGUAAAAUACGAAAAUUUUACCGUUGAAUUGUAAAACAUCAAUUUUCAGCCCAGUAAUAAUCGACAAUACGGCCGAUUUGGCCGUGACGGCCAAGCGAAUCGCCUGGGGCAAGUUCAUGAACAAUGGCCAAACCUGUGUCGCACCAGAUUAUGCCAUUAUCAGUAAAGCACAGAAGCCACAAUUCAUUAACGAGCUAAAGAAAGCGUUAACCGAAUUCUAUCCAGACAUCACCGCUUCCAAGGAUUACUGUAGAAUCAUCAGUCCACGGCAUUUUGAGUGAUUUUUUUGAAAUUUUGAGUUUUGGAAAGAAAGUUUUUGCGAUUUUAGCUUUUGUAAAGAAAGUUCUUGUCAUUUUUUGCUUUGUAAAGAAAGUUCUUGCCAUUUAACAUCUUGUAAAGAAAGUUUUUGUCAUUCAACACCUUGUAAACAAAAUUCCUUCCAUUUCCAGCCGCCUCAUCAACCUGCUGGACAAAAGUCAAGGCAACGUCGGCAUACAGAUGGCACAGCCCAACAAAGAGGACCUCUUUAUACCACCAACGGUGGUAGAAGUAAACCCAGAGGACUCGUUGAUGGAAGAAGAGAUAUUCGGCCCAAUCUUGCCAAUUCUUACUGUAAAUUCGACCGAAGAAGCGUUGGAAUAUUUGGCCGAAGGCGAAAAGCCAUUAGCGCUGUAUUUGUUCUCAAGAGACGAAAAACUGGUCGAUAAAGUGGUCAAUGACACGAGAAGUGGGGCUGUCACUGUCAAUGAUGUUGUUUUACAUAUGUGUGGUGAGUUUUUAGUUUUUUAGUUGGUGGAAAGAAAGUUUUUGCCAUUUUUUGUUUUGGAAAUAAAGUUUUUGUCUUUUUUAAUUUGGAAAGAAAGUCCUUGCAAUUAUUGGGCCUGUAAAGAAAAUUCUUGCCAUUUUUAAUAAACGUAAAGCUCUGCAGCCCGUGGGCGACAAAUUAUACGAUGAAAAUAAUAAAUCUUGAUUUCCAGUGGACACCUUGCCAUUUGGAGGUGUCGGUCAAAGUGGAAUCGGCCGAUACAGACAUCGUUACGGAUUCGACCAAUUCAGUCAUCAUAAGGCCGUCUUGAAGCGAGGAUUCUUUGGCGAACAGUUGGGAGCGUAAGUUAAUUCUUUAGGAUGGAAAAAAAGUUCUUGCAUUUUUUAAUAUCUUGGUUAAGUAAAAUAUUAUAAUUUUUGUUUUGAUAUAUUUAAAAUGGCAUUUUUAGGCUGUGUUGUUACCUAAAAUGGCACUUUUAUAAAUCUGUUACCUAAAAUAUUGAUUUUUAUAACUUGUUACCUAAAAUGAUAUUUUUAUGAAUUUUUUUAUUUAAAACGUGAUUUUUUUGUAUAUUUUGUUACCUAAAAUCAUAUUUUUUUAUUUUCUUACUUAAAAUGGCUAAAUUAUUAAAUUUGUUACCUAAAAUUUCGUUUAUUACAUAAUUUGUUACCUUAAACCACUUUUUUCAAAAAUUUGUUACCUAAAAUCAUUUUUUUAAAUUUUUUUACUUAGAACUUCACAAUUUCAAAAUUUAUUACCUAAAAUUUUAUUUUUUUCACAAUUUGUUACCUAAAAAUAUUCUAUUUCCAGAGCCAGAUACCCACCCUUAACCAAGCAAAAGCUGAAGGCAGUGGAGCUGGUCGGUACUCGAAUCAUUUUGCCCAGAAUCAUUCGCCGACUCUUCGCCAACGCGGACGUUUUCUUCCUCGGCAUUGGCAUAGCCAUAGUUUUGGGCCUAUUUGGACAAUUUAUGUUUGGCCGGGCUUAG
Bursaphelenchus okinawaensis is the source of this 3244-nucleotide messenger RNA. NCBI's taxonomy places the organism in Eukaryota, Metazoa, Nematoda, Chromadorea, Rhabditida, Aphelenchoididae. The record is from the annotation of a GenBank genome assembly.